Molecule: messenger RNA, 633 nt
Organism: Acanthocheilonema viteae
Lineage: Eukaryota; Metazoa; Nematoda; Chromadorea; Rhabditida; Onchocercidae
Source: the annotation of a GenBank genome assembly
AUGUCAUCAGGUUUUUAUUUAGUUCACACUAAGGUAGGACCGAUAAAAACAGGUUGUGGAUGUACUAAUAUGACUUGCAAAUUUGAUAGCCUCAAUUCCAUUAAUGUUUCCACUAUCAUUACUAAUCCAGAUAUAGAUCAGUUUUGGAAAUUGGAGAUAAUUGAAAUCCAAGAACAACCGAAUGAAGAUGACAAGAAGGCAUUGGAACAAUUUAAAAAUUCUAUUACCAAAGAAAACAACAGGUAUCAAGUUUGUUGGCCAUGGAAAGAUUCAAAGGUUAGCUUACUAGACAAUUAUGGCCUUUGUUAUGGACGAUUAAAGACGCUAGUCAAACGACUUCAAACCAAUCAAUCUUUGCUCGAACGUUAUGAUGAGACAAUUAAAGAGCAAUUACGGUCGAAUGUUAUUGAGAAAGUAACAGCAAAUAUGGAUCAAGAAGGUAUUAUACAUUAUUUGCCUCAUCAUGAAAUAUGGAAUAAGGACCUAAAAACAUUAGCAAAAUUUCUGGCAGUUGCCGAUGCAGAAUAUCCGUUAAUAGCAAAUAAAACCGGUGUGAACGUCUUUCGUUACAGCUCGUUUGGAGAAGAUAAUAUUGAAAGUAAUGCUAUGUCGAAUUCUGUGAUAAAAUCAUGA